Messenger RNA from Poeciliopsis prolifica (blackstripe livebearer), 3338 nucleotides. RefSeq names its product MINDY lysine 48 deubiquitinase 2 (gene mindy2). Gene Ontology annotation, molecular function: cysteine-type carboxypeptidase activity; K48-linked deubiquitinase activity; cysteine-type deubiquitinase activity. The transcript has 9 exons. Gene Ontology annotation, cellular component: cell periphery; cytosol. NCBI's taxonomy places the organism in Eukaryota, Metazoa, Chordata, Actinopteri, Cyprinodontiformes, Poeciliidae. Gene Ontology annotation, biological process: protein K48-linked deubiquitination. The record is from RefSeq and is a predicted model, not a curated record. Bases 40 to 1989 code for a protein of 649 amino acids.
CUAAAAAAAAAAAAAUCUGUCGCGAGCUUUUUAACCGAAAUGGAGAAAAAUGCAAACCUGCAUCGAGACACUGAGGUGACCUCUGUGUGUGGCUCUGUCGCGGGCGAAAUGGGCGACGUUACGGUCGCGGGAGAAGUGAAAGGAGCAGUGGAGAAAUUAAAGAAUAGUGAAGCUCCUCUCAGUACUUUGGAUAACGUUCCUUGUGAUACCAGCGCCUCGAAUGCUAGUCCUCAGAGCUGCGGCGGAUGCGUUCGGAGCGCGGUGCCGGAGGUUAUCGAAGUCCCUCCGGUGCCGGAGGACGCGGAGGAGAACGCCGAGGCGAGCCCGUCGCCGUUGAAGUGCGAGGAUCAGGUCAGUAACGGGAUGGGGCAUGACUCGGAGCAGGCAGCAGAAGACGGCCAGGGAGGUGCCUCAAAGUUGGUAAACAACAGAGCCGACAGCCUGCCCUCGUCUCCCGCUGGAGACAGCGUCCAUGUAAAGCCCGAGCUUCCAGCCUGCAGAGAAAGUGAGCAGACUAAACUUGCCAAGCCCACGACUCUGUGUCCGGACGGCAAAGCUGGGCAGUCCGGCGAUCACACCUUGUCGGAAGGACUGCCGAGUGGGAGUGACCCCGACCCGAGCCUCGGUGGAGAGUCGCGCAGCAUAGAUUCACUGGAGUCGUUCUCCAAUCUCAACUCGUGUCCGAGCUCAGAGGGGCUGGAUGACCGGGGACUGCCCUUGGCCUUGCAGAGCGAGUACGCCUCCGACGGGACAAAGACCUCCUGCGCCAAGGACCGAGCCGCCGGCCAGUCCAUAUACCACAUUAAGUGGAUCAAAUGGAGGGAGGAAAACACGCCGAUCAUCACGCAAAACGAGAAUGGGCCCUGUCCAUUACUGGCAAUUAUGAAUGUCCUUCUGCUUGCUUGGAAGGUUAAAAUGCCACCUAUGAUGGAAAUUAUAACUGCUGAGCAACUGAUGGAGUAUCUUGGUGAUUACAUCCUGGAAACCAAACCUAAGGAGAUAUCAGAGGUUCAGCGGCUGAACUAUGAACAAAACAUGAGUGACGCCAUGGCAGUGCUGCACAAGCUGCAAACGGGUCUGGACGUAAACGUGAAAUUCACAGGCGUGCGAGUGUUUGAGUACACCCCAGAAUGCAUUGUGUUCGACCUUCUCGACAUCCCUCUUUACCACGGCUGGCUUGUUGACCCCCAGAUGCACGACAUUGUGAAGGCGGUGGGCAACUGCAGCUACAACCAGCUGGUGGAGAAGAUAAUAUCCUGCAAACAGUCAGAGAACAGCGAGUUGGCAGGGGAAGGCAUCGUGGCAGAGCAGUUUCUGAGCAGCACAGCCACUCAGCUGACGUACCACGGCUUAUGUGAGCUCACCUCCACUGUGCAGGAGGGAGAGCUCUGUGUCUUUUUCAGGAACAACCACUUCAGCACCAUGAUCAAAUACAAGGGUCAGCUGUACCUUCUGGUUACAGACCAGGGUUUCCUGACGGAGGAGAAGGUCGUCUGGGAGAGUCUGCACAACGUCGAUGGAGACGGGAACUUCUGCGAUUCAGAGUUCAGGUUGCGGCCUCCGUCCGAUCCAGAGACAGUGUACCGCGGACAGCAGGAUCAGAUAGAUCAGGACUAUCUGAUGGCGCUCUCCCUGCAGCAGGAGCAGCAAAGCCAGGACCUGCAGUGGGAUCAGCUUCCCGAAGGCAUCAGUGACCUGGAGCUGGCCAAGAAGCUUCAAGAGGAGGAGGACCGACGAGCGUCGCAAUACUACCAGGAGCAAGAGCAGGAGCAAGCAGCGGCUGCAGCGGCUGCACAGGCACAAGCACAGGAGCCGGUUGAAGGAAGUGAGGUGGACAGAGGAGGAGCCCCUGCAAGCGCAGCAGCAGCAUCUGGGGCCGGGGCCGCUCCUGCAGGCGGGGCCACAUCCAGCCCAGGAAAGCAGUCAUCAGGUGGGGAGCGCAAAGCCAAGAAGGAAUCGAAAGAAAAAGACAAGUGUGUUAUUUUGUAACACACAGCGUGUGAGCGUGCGUAUGUGUGCUGUGUGCGUUUUCUUAUCUGCGUGGAAGAGACAGCACCGGUCUCCCUGCAAACCAGGAGGACGACGACGACGGAGAGACGUUACUAACAGAGGACUGGCUGUUCCCAAAAACCACUGGUGCCUGUUUUCCUCAAACCUCAGUGGAGCCUGAGCAUCGGAGGAAGGGACACGACAGCUACAGCAACUGGUCUUUUAUAGAGCCGGCCAAACUUUGUUACAAGUCGCUCGCUGCACUGCAGAUUCGUGCUGUAGGUUGAAAUUUACCUUGGGCGGUGUGUUUUAUAGAAAAGGAUAAAAAUCCACACUUGUUUUCUUUUUUUUUUCUUUCCAAACGCAACUUAUUUCGUUUUGUUUUUCACUCGUGCAGCUUAUAAGCUUUUUUUGUAGGCAGCAAUAUUUACAAAACAUAGUUUGAAAGAUUAGCUUUUUUUUAAUUAUUAAGUAAGCUGUUGAUGCCAAGAUACAAGUUUCGUUUAUUUAUCAGUUACACAGGUAGCUUUUCGGGAGUAUUUUUUUUUUGCUUUGUAAGCCGAAAAGGGAUUUCAUUUUCAUCUUGCCUGUUGGAAAUCAGUUCUUACACCACUUGUGUCCCUUCUGAAACACUACACACUAAGGGUUAAUAAUGCCAGAUAGCUGCCAGACACUGUAGCUGUGUAAUAAGACUUUAUCACCACAGCUCGCUCUGUUCAGAUUUGCCUUACCAGAGUGUGGCAUCGUUGUGUUCUGCUCUGUCCGAAUGUGAGCGAGUGCUUGAUUAGGUGCAGUACUUUGCAUGAUGCGACAGUGUGUGGCGUGCGUUCACUAAGCACCAUGGUUCUGACAAGUUUCAGUUUGAAUACACUACAUUUUGUGGUAGGUCAGCUACACAUUUGUUACAAUUCUGUUAGAUUUUAGUUUUCAGUUUGAGUGCAAAAGGCUCUUCUGAUUCUUCUGUCAGGUCGUCAGCUUCCUGAUGAGAUGCUGGACUUUUCCUGAUGAUUCUGACCGAUAUCGAAAUGAUCCUGCUGUUUCCUCCGGGUCUCAUUAAUCAGUCACUACAAAGAAUCUAAUUACUCACAGGAAUUAUGCUUUUUUAAAAAUUAUUUUAAAUAAAAAAACGUAUCACAAUCUUUUUUCUACAAAUACAAAACUGUGACCCUUGCAGAAAAGUUUCUGUCAUCAGAGCAACAAACAAUCUCAAUGGAUUAAUGAUUAUAGAUAAUUAUUUAUAUCAGUAAUGUAAUUCAAAACUUAAACUCAUGUAUUAUUUAGGUUUAUUACACAAAUGUGACAUAUUAUAAGAUUUUAUUUUUGGUAAAUUUGAUCAUUUUGGCUCCCAU